AUGACCACCGUGCGAAGUCUCGGUGCCCUCGGCAAGGCCAAGGAAGAAGAGAACGAAGACGAAAAUGAGGAAGAAGAUGGGGAAAUGGGAAGGAGGGCGGCGACGAAGAAGACAAAGAAAGACGACGAGGACAAAGAAGAAGAAAAAGAAGACGACGAGGUGAACCUAACCCCGAAGACGAGCCGAAAUGCCAAGGGCUCGGCGUCGCCGGGGACCGCGAAACGCGCGUCCUUUGCCUCCGUCGAGGAGUACGACGCCUUCCUGCUCUCCGAGAAGCAGGGCCGCUUCGUUCGCGUGGGCUCGUGGACAGGCAUGUCCAAGGGCAUCCUCCAUCGAUGCAAUGAUGGCGAGUGCGCGAGGGAGUGGAAGCCAUCGCCGGCCCAGGCUCUGGCGGACGACUACUACUGCCCGUCAUGCGUGCUCCACCACAGAAACAACGAAGACCGGUUUGAGGAUCCUCGUUUGGAGUGGACGCGACACGUGCCCAACACCCUCUACGUGUUCUCCAUCAUUGACCCGAAGACGAAGAAGAAGCUCAUCAAGUUCGGGCGAACCCAGCACCUGGACGCGUGGAAGCGCUACCCGGCGAAGGAGCGGAAGGACUACAAGAUGGAGCUGCUGCUGAGCUUGCGCGGCAAGCUCGAGACCACCACCAAGAUCGAGAAUUGGUGGAAGAGCCAAGCCGAUGAGCAUGGCUACUUUACCAGGUUCUCUGAUCCGAACUUUCACGGCAAGGACGAGUGUUUGGAACUGAGCCCCGAGGUGCUGGAGGAGAUGGUCGCACACUCGAAGGAGGUGCUGGCCGCCGAGUAA
This is a messenger RNA of Acanthamoeba castellanii str. Neff, 813 nucleotides long. RefSeq lists its product as uncharacterized. The transcript is spliced from 6 exons. NCBI's taxonomy places the organism in Eukaryota, Discosea, Longamoebia, Acanthamoebidae. The record is from RefSeq and is a predicted model, not a curated record. Bases 1 to 813 code for a protein of 270 amino acids.